CAAAGCGCCUGUUUUUUACAAUUACUCUCAUCCAUCCUUCAACCCGCUCCCUUUUUUUCUCAACAACCUUUUACCGUAUCUUACCCAACGAUGAAUGCGACUGAACUACUUGCCAAUACGUUGUCUCCUGACGCAACUACGCGUCAGAAUGCCACUGAAAAACUUGAAAAUGCGUCGAGAGAGAAUUACCCCGAGUACAUGCUCAUGCUAUCGUCUGUUUUGGCCGACGAGAAUUCUCAAUUACACGUCCGAAAUGCUGCUGGUCUUGCGCUGAAGAACGCAUUAAGUGCUCGAGAAAGUGCACGGCAAACGGAAUAUUCCAAUAGAUGGUUGAAUUUGAGUUCUGAUGCAAAGGCAAAGAUCAAGCAAGAGUCUUUGAUGACUCUCGGCUCAAGCAGCUCAAAAGCUGGAACGUUUGCUGCCCAAGUGGUCGCAGCUAUCGCUGCUGUGGAACUUCCUCAGGGCCAGUGGAACGAAUUGAUCGAAGUGCUAUUGGGUUUUGUCAACAACCAGCCCAGUGCGAAUCUCAAGAUCGCUACCCUCCAAGCAAUUGGAUUUAUCUGUGAAUCGAUAAAACCAGAUAUCCUGGCCCUACGCUCGAAUGAGAUCCUCACCGCCGUCAUACAUGGCGCACGAAAGGAGGAAACGUCGCCUGAUGUUCAACUUGCUGCGAUUCACGCUCUCUUCAACUCACUCGAAUUCAUUCGCGAUAAUUUCGAUAGAGAGGGAGAAAGAAAUUACAUCAUGCAAGUCGUCUGUGAAGCUACCCAGAAUCAGUCUGUGAAUGUCCAAAUUGGUGCUUUCGAAUGCCUGGUGAGGAUCAUGGACCUGUAUUAUGAUAAGAUGGCACUAUACAUGGAGCAAGCCCUGUUCGGCUUGACCGUGGUUGGGAUGAAGCACUCUGAAGAGCGCGUUGCACUGCAAGCUGUUGAAUUUUGGUCGACUGUCUGCGAGGAAGAAGUCGAACUUGCACUCGAAGCUCAGGAGGCCCAGGAGUAUGGCGAACUACCUGAACGUGAAUCCAAAUACUUUUCCAAGAUUGCGCUCCCCGAAAUUGUUCCUGUCCUGCUUAUGUUGCUCACCAAGCAAGAAGAAGACGCUGAUGAAGACGAAUGGAAUGUCUCUAUGGCCGCGGGAACUUGCCUCACUCUUCUCGCGGGUGCUGUUGCCGACGCAAUUGUACCAGCUGUUAUCCCAUUCAUUGAAGCUCACAUCAAGGCUGAGGACUGGCACCAUCGUGAAGCAGCAGUCAUGACCUUUGGCUCAAUUCUCGAAGGCCCUGACCCCAGUGUCCUGACGCCUCUGGCCGAGCAAGCACUUCCACUUCUGAUUAAUAUGAUGGCUGAUACCAACAUACACGUCAAAGACACCACGGCGUGGACUUUGGGUCGCAUCUGUGAUAUCCUGAUCACCGUCAUCAAACCAGACGUCCAUUUGCACCCAUUAAUUUCCGCGCUGGUAGGUGGUCUCCAGGACAAUCCCAGAAUCGUUGUGAAUUGCUGUUGGGCCUUGAUGAAUUUGUCCGAUCAACUUGGUAUGUUCUAUGGUGGCGAGGAUGAAGCCGAUACACCGGCCACCGGACCACUUUCUCCGUACUACGAAGGAAUAGUUCAAGCUCUUCUCCACGUUACCGAAAGCUCUAGCAACGAGUCCAACUAUCGAACAGCAGCAUACGAGGCUAUCACUUCGUUCCUUACGCAUGCUGCAAAUGACGUUCUUGGUGUAGUGGAAACCACAACGGUGACUAUCCUUCAGAGAAUGGAGCAUUUACUUAGCGUGCAGAAUCAAAUACUUGGUGUGGAUGACCGCAACAACUGGAAUGAGCUUCAAAGCAACUUCUGCUCGGUUAUCAUUUGUGUCAUUCGGAAACUUGGAAAUGGCAUACAACCAUUAGCAGACCGAAUCAUGACGGCCGUUUUACAAUUGAUUCAAUCUGCAGGCAAAACAUCGACCGUCCUCGAAGAUGCUUUCCUAGUUGUAGGAUCCUUGGCGUCAGCGUUGGAAACCCAAUUCUCCCCAUACAUCUCUGCGUUCCUGCCGUUCCUGUAUCCUGCCUUGAAAGCCCAUGAAGAUACUCAGCUGUGCACAGUAGCUGUUGGAAUUAUUGGUGAUAUUUCUCGUGCUUUGGGUGACCAAAGCGCACAAUAUGCCGGACCAUUCAUGACUGUGCUUCUGGAAAACCUUCAAAGUGAUGUUCUUAACCGGAAUGUCAAGAUCGUUAUUUUGUCGUGCUUCGGGGAUAUCGCUCUCGCCAUCGGUCCUUCAUUUGAGCCCUACCUUGAGACGACGAUGAACGUUUUGCGACAAGCUGGCGCCGUUCAACCAAACCCUCUGGACUACGACCUUAUGGACUAUGUUUCUCAAUUGCGCGAAGGUAUACUCGAGGCAUACACCGGCAUUGUCACUGGGUUGAAGAACACAAACAAAGUCAAUCUACUUCUACAGCAUGCCCCCAGCGUAUUAGAAUUGAUUCAACGUUGUCUCACUGACGAUGAGAAGACUGAGUCACUGGUAAAAUUGUGUUAUGGACUACUCGGAGAUCUUGCCGAUUCGUUCCCCGGAGGUCAAUUGAAGCAAUUGCUGUUGCAGCCGUGGAUCGCCUCCGAACUCAAAGCCAGACACCGCAUGAACCAAGACGUAAAGAAGACCAUGCGUUGGGCUCGAGAUAUGGUCAAGCAAGCGACGCAAUAGACUCUCAUUUUCUUCCUUCUCUUUACUACUCAGUCUGCCUUUCUUCCUUUUCUGACGUACUCGCAUGCAACAUAAUAUACCGUUCUAGUUUUUUUUUCCCUAACGAUCGCGCUCUAAAGGAGGCAAAUUAUAGUUAUGAAUUGCAUGUAAUAGAAGGCGGCCUGCUCGCUGCUCUGUCCACGAUGUUCUACGCAUUUCACGGCAGUUUCCUUGUUUUUUUUUCUUGGUUCUGUUGCCCACGCUCAAUUACCACGUACGAUUCAUCCGAUCUCAAACUGUAUCCUUUAUCUGUUUCAAUCCUCAUUCUUUUCAACAGCAUUUAUUGCCUCGGAUUUUUAGUGCAUUUUCGAUUGCUUUCGCUGUCAACAAUAGGUGAAAUUUCGUCGAUAUUGUUGCACCCCUUGAACUCUUGCUAUCAGUGUGAACUGUUGGACAACUUCCUCUCAGCU
This is a messenger RNA of Lentinula edodes (shiitake mushroom), 3140 nucleotides long. Its product is annotated as armadillo-type protein. The transcript is spliced from 16 exons. Lineage: Eukaryota; Fungi; Basidiomycota; Agaricomycetes; Agaricales; Omphalotaceae. The record is from RefSeq and is a predicted model, not a curated record. Gene Ontology annotation, molecular function: nuclear import signal receptor activity; small GTPase binding. Gene Ontology annotation, biological process: protein import into nucleus. Gene Ontology annotation, cellular component: nucleus; cytoplasm. The coding region runs from base 91 to 2691 and encodes 866 amino acids.